CAAUAACAUGCAGUGCCCCAUUCCACCGCGGCCAACAUGAUGCUUAUAAAAUGUCUCAUAUUUUUCGCAACUUUCCUAGGAUUUAUUGGUGCGUACAAAAUUGCAGUAUUUGUUCCGUACUUCGUCAAAAGUCAGGUUGUCUUUAAUAACCGCGUGGCUGAAGCUUUAUCGAAAAAUGGACAUGAUGUUACAUUGAUUCUGGUGGCCGCUCUUGAUGGUUUUGACACAAAAGGUGUGAAGGCUCCAGAUGACGUAAAAACAUACUAUUUGAAUGCUUCAUUUGGCAUGAAAGCUGAGGACUUUGAUAAGGAUUUGGAAAGAUAUGUCUUUGAGGAUAUUGCUAUCUGGGAUCACAGGCAACAAGCAUUUCUUGGUCGUGCCUCGAGUUUAUAUCUCGGGUCAUGUAGAAAAAUGGUAGAAAACAAUAAGUUUCUCGCUUGGAUUUCUGCCGAGAAGUUUGACCUGGCCAUCGCUUAUGUGGCAAACUUGUGCACUGUUGGCAUAAUACAUCAUGCAAAGAUUCCAACUUGGAUCUGGCUCAACAGCGCACCUUUGUUUGAUUUUGUCGCUUACUAUAUGGGGAUGCCGCUCAUUCCAAGCUACGUUCCGCCUAUGGUAUUGGACAGCAGCGAUGUGAUGAAUUUUAAGGAGAGAAUUAACAGUUUUAUAAUAAAUUUGAUAUUCGUCCCACUUUGGAAAAGAAUGCUACCCGAUAAAGAGACUGCCAUAUUUCGAGAAGUGCUGGACCCAAAUUUCCCGGAUCUGACCGAGUUAGGGAAGCGGUGUCCACUAGUGAUGGUCAACACAAAUGAUCUUUACGAUUUUCCCAGACCAACCCUGGCGAAAAUUGUAAAUAUUGGUGGAGUAGGAUUUCAGAAGAACGAAGUGAAACCACUGAACUCGAAAUUCCAAAAGAUAGUCGACCGAGCAAAAGGCAUCAUUUUGUUCUCAUUUGGCACAGUGACUCCGAGUGACAAAAUGCCGAUAAGCUGGAAAAUGGCUUUUAUCAAUGCAUUCAAAAAGUUUCCUGAUUAUCAGUUCUUAUGGAGAUAUGUAGGAACCGAUCUUAAAGAUAAACUUCCUCCGAAUGCACAUGCGUUCGAGUGGCUUCCACAAUCGGAUCUUUUACACCAUUCUAAAACGAAAGCUUUCAUAACACAUGGAGGGUGCAACAGUUUGCAGGAAGCAAUAUCGGCAGGAGUACCAUUAGUAGUUAUACCGCUAGGAAAUGAUCAGCCAAGAAAUGCAAGAUUAGCCGAGAGACAUCACUUUGCUGUGAGGAUCAGCAAAAGCGAUGUUUGCGCACAUAAAGUGGCAGAGGCACUCGGUAAAGUGCUCAAUGACCAGAGUUAUGCCAAAAAUAUCACGCGAUUAUCGAAAAUGUUGGAAAAACAACCAGUGAAACCAUCCAAACUGCUUGUUUCUUGGGUCGAGUUUGUAGCCGAAUUCAAAACGCUGGAGAAUCUGGUACCCGCGGGAACCAAGUUGAACUUCAUACAGUACUAUUCUCUUGAUGUCAUUGCAUUCCUUUUCAGUAUUGCAGCAGUUCUUGUCUUUAUUGCGUAUAAAUUAAUGAGGUGGGAUUUAUCUGGUAAGGGGUGGUGA
This is a messenger RNA of Cylicocyclus nassatus, 1605 nucleotides long. Lineage: Eukaryota; Metazoa; Nematoda; Chromadorea; Rhabditida; Strongylidae. The record is from the annotation of a GenBank genome assembly.